Messenger RNA from Pipistrellus kuhlii (Kuhl's pipistrelle), 1405 nucleotides. RefSeq names its product actin like 6B (gene ACTL6B). Gene Ontology annotation, molecular function: chromatin binding. Gene Ontology annotation, cellular component: NuA4 histone acetyltransferase complex; SWI/SNF complex. Gene Ontology annotation, biological process: regulation of transcription by RNA polymerase II; nervous system development. The coding region runs from base 118 to 1398 and encodes 426 amino acids. NCBI's taxonomy places the organism in Eukaryota, Metazoa, Chordata, Mammalia, Chiroptera, Vespertilionidae. The transcript is spliced from 14 exons. The record is from RefSeq and is a predicted model, not a curated record.
GGCCCUGCGAUUGGCCGCCCCGCGCCCCGCCCCGCCCGGGAUCCCGGGAGCUGUCCGGCCGUCUCGGUGCUGAUCCCGCCGCCGCCCACGGGCCGCGAGCAGCGCUGAAGAGGCACUAUGAGCGGGGGCGUCUACGGCGGAGAUGAGGUGGGUGCGCUGGUCUUUGACAUCGGCUCCUUCUCAGUCCGCGCUGGAUACGCUGGGGAGGACUGUCCCAAGGCUGACUUCCCUACCACAGUGGGGCUGCUGGCCGCGGAGGAGGGGUGCGGGCUGGAGUUGGAGGGGGAGAAAGAGAAGAAAGGGAAGAUCUUUCACAUCGACACCAACGCCCUGCAUGUGCCUCGGGAUGGAGCGGAGGUCAUGUCACCCCUCAAAAAUGGCAUGAUCGAGGACUGGGAGUGCUUCCGCGCCAUCCUGGAUCACACCUACAGCAAACACGUCAAAUCCGAGCCAAACCUGCACCCAGUGCUCAUGUCUGAGGCGCCGUGGAACACACGGGCCAAGCGGGAGAAGCUGACUGAGCUGAUGUUUGAGCAGUACAACAUUCCUGCCUUCUUCUUAUGCAAGACAGCUGUGCUCACCGCCUUUGCAAACGGACGCUCCACCGGCCUGGUGCUGGACAGUGGGGCCACCCACACCACGGCCAUUCCCGUGCACGAUGGCUACGUCCUGCAGCAAGGCAUCGUCAAGUCACCCCUGGCAGGAGACUUCAUCUCCAUGCAGUGCCGGGAGCUCUUUCAAGAAAUGGCCAUUGACAUCAUCCCACCUUACAUGAUUGCUGCCAAGGAGCCCGUACGGGAGGGCGCCCCACCCAACUGGAAGAAGAAGGAGAAGCUACCUCAGGUUUCCAAGUCCUGGCAUAACUACAUGUGCAAUGAGGUGAUCCAGGACUUCCAGGCCUCUGUGCUGCAGGUCUCAGACUCUCCGUACGAUGAGCAGGUGGCUGCACAGAUGCCCACUGUGCAUUACGAGAUGCCCAACGGCUACAACACAGACUACGGUGCUGAGCGGCUCCGCAUCCCCGAGGGCCUGUUUGAUCCCUCCAAUGUCAAGGGCCUCUCGGGGAACACCAUGUUAGGUGUGGGCCACGUGGUGACCACCAGCAUCGGCAUGUGUGACAUCGACAUCCGCCCGGGCCUGUAUGGCAGUGUCAUUGUCACCGGGGGGAACACACUGCUUCAGGGCUUCACUGACAGGCUCAAUCGAGAGCUUUCCCAGAAGACCCCACCGAGCAUGCGGCUGAAACUCAUCGCCAGCAACAGCACCAUGGAGCGCAAAUUCAGCCCCUGGAUUGGAGGCUCCAUCCUGGCCUCACUCGGCACUUUCCAGCAGAUGUGGAUCUCCAAGCAGGAGUACGAGGAAGGCGGGAAGCAGUGCGUGGAGCGGAAGUGCCCCUGAGGCUCCU